Molecule: messenger RNA, 2956 nt
Organism: Galleria mellonella (greater wax moth)
Lineage: Eukaryota; Metazoa; Arthropoda; Insecta; Lepidoptera; Pyralidae
Product: protein Wnt-11b-2-like
Exons: 7
Coding region: 225-1628 (467 amino acids)
Biological process (GO): multicellular organism development; canonical Wnt signaling pathway; cell fate commitment
Cellular component (GO): extracellular region
Molecular function (GO): frizzled binding; cytokine activity
Source: RefSeq, a predicted model, not a curated record
ACUGGCCACGAGUGGAUGGAUCCCAAACGGUGAUCGCUUGGGCGACAUUCUGUUACAGACGCAGCUAGAGCGCGCUCAAUCUUUCUACGCUCGCUACUGAAAUAUUUCGAACUUCACUUUUUCGCGCCAAAUAUCUCGCGCAAGUUUCUCCGCGUUAAUUUCUGUUAUUUAUUUUUUUCAUUACAGUGAACUUUUUAAAGACAAAUGAACAAAAGUAUUUUGUGAUGCGCGGUUAUAUUGUGUUUUUAUCAGUUUGUUUUUUUAUAUUUUUACCACAAUCGACAGAGGCGAUUCGAUGGCUAGCUUUGCACGAAAAGGAAGGCAACUGGACGGAAAGUGAUUGUGGCGAGGCGCGUCGUAGCGGUGCGUUAUGGGGUGGGCAGAGCCGUGUGUGUCGCCGCCAAGUGUCCGCGAUGCCGCACGUCGCGGCAGCAGCGCGACUCGCCCGUGCCGCCUGCCUCAACGCACAUGCUGGCGACAGGUGGAACUGUUCCUCUAUUGAACUUGCACCCAAGUUCACGCCCGACUUGCUUACAGGCACUCGAGAGCAAGCGUACGUGUACGCGAUGUCGGCGGCGGCGCUGGCGUGGUCCGUGGCGAGGGCGUGCGCUGCGGGCGCGCUGCCGGCCUGCUCGUGUGCGGCACCGCCCCGGGCGCCGCCCCGCCCGCCGCGCCAGGCUCAGGUUACACCAGCCGAACCACAUGCACGAUUCAAGUGGGGAGGAUGCGGUGAUAAUUUCCAGUGGGCUCAAAGGUUUGCUAAACAAUUCUUAGACGCACACGAGAUAGACGUACGAGAUGGAAGGAUAGAAGACUUUUUUGAAGAGGAGACCACGACUACAGAACUCAGUACAACAGUUACUAUGGAACCGACAACGGUGCCACCGGUGGUGAUAUUGGUGGAUGAUCAACCAGCGCCAACCAACACCACAUCACGUCCAAAGACAGGGAAGAAGGGACGCCGUGGUCGCAAACGGUUGCCGAGGUCACCUCGACGUGGCAGACCUACAAGGAAACGAUUUAGAUCAAGAUACGAAUAUGAAGACAGAGGAUCUCGAUACCGCAACAUUGAAUACCGCAUGGCUGCGGACGAUCCACGUUUCGAUCCUCAAGUGGAUCUACGCACACGUCUCGAACGCUUGCGUCCAUUGAUAGCUUCCGCCAAUCUUCUCAACUACCGUUUCGGACGAAACGUGGUGUCGAGCGGUAUGCGCACCAAGUGCACGUGCCACGGCGUGUCCGGCUCGUGCUCGGUGCGCACGUGCUGGCGCGCGCUGCCGCCGCUGGCGCGGGCGGCGGCCGCGCUGGCGGCCGAGGCGGCGCGCGCCGGCCCGCUGCGCCCGCGCCGCCGCGCCGCGCGACGCGCUCGCCCGCGUCUACGCUACGUCACGCCCAGCCCCGACUACUGCGAGCCCGACCCGGCAGCCGGCUCGCUCGGCACUCACGGCAGAAAAUGUAACGCAUCUGUGGGGAGCGGACGAGGUGGGUGCGGGCGGCUGUGCUGCGGGCGCGGGAGGCGCGCAGUACGCUCGAGCCGCCUCGAGCGCUGCCACUGCCGCUACCACUGGUGCUGCCGCGUCGACUGCCAACUGUGCCGGCUCACCACUGAAGAGCACUACUGCAACUGAGUCGCAAGUGUGACUUGCACAAAGAUUCAUGUUACGACUGCGUUCACGUUUAUGUAAACAAGUUUUUGCAGAAAUCUAAAUUUGUAAAAGUAUCCGCUAGACGCGCUGCAAGUUUUCAAAUUAUUAAUGUAAACAGUAACGCACUACUAUAAAUCUGUGUUCAAAUUCACACUAAGGACUCCGAUGCCCAGCACUCAACGGACGCCGUUACGACCGAAAACUACGUAGUUAUUUUCGAUCUCUGAAUUUUGUAUAAAAUAUUUAGAUGGAAAUUAAAAAUGGGCAACUAGAAAAAAUAUGAUUCCUGUGACGCGUUCUUCAUAACAUUACUAGUAAAUUAGAUCUUGUAAUUAAUAUUUCUAUAACUUACUUAUACAAGCAUAGACAUGCACAGCCGGAACAACCCUGGAUAUACUUUUUGUCAAUAUACCAUAAAAACCUAGUAUACUUAUAUAGGGCUGGAGAUAUCAAUUAUCCUAUUAUUGAAAAGUCGUUCAAAUUUAAUGAAUUUUAUGGUUUUGACUUGGCAUAUCCACUGUAUAAGUAUUAUUAUACCGUUUUUUUAUUUCAUAUAUCUUUGUUGUUUUACGAUGAAACUGUUAAUAUACCAACAAUAAACACCAUCAAUAUAAUCAACUAUAUAACAUAAAAUUUAUUUGCAAAUCGCCUUUGAACAUCUGAAAUCAAAGGGCUGUGUCCUUAACCUCAAUGGAUCGUUCAUAACAAAAGUCAUUCGUCUGUGCGUAUCCUAAGCCUACUAUGCAUGCAGAGCAAAUUAUUGUACUAUAACUGUGAAUAUGAUGAGCCUGCGAGUGUUGAUUACUUCUCUUUGAUAGAGGCUACUUAGGUAUUCACAUAAAAACCAAAGAACUACUUAAAUAUACCACUAUUCCAAUAAAUACUAUAUUAAUACUCUAAUACCUAGUCAUUCUAAUGUUUAACGCUUUACUAUGUAAAAAUCAAUUGUUGUUCUAAAAUAUUAGCGUUAGUUUAGUAUAUAGUUAUAUAAAUAGAUUAGUAAGGCUGGCACUCAGUAACGACGUGCCGUCAGAACAAAUUGCAGUACUUAGAAUGCUGAUUACCUAUAUAUUUGUAGAUUCAUUUUGACACAUAUCGAAAUUUUAAUAUAUAUGUUUAUAAUGUAUAGUGUAUCUCGACAAUAAUGUGUUGUAAUAGAAAUACCGUCUCAGCAUGGCGCUAUAAAUAUAGCUCCGCACAAACUUUACAAAUAAUAAUCGAUGUCAUUAAGAUUUUGUAUAUAGUUUUAAUAAAUAUAGUGAUAGACUAAUGUUGCUAAUAUCUCUGUCGUAGAGCGUAAUUUACACUAG